GCCGCCUAAGCGCUCCCGCCCUAACGACCCGCUCCCAAGAUGGCGGCGCCCUGCAGAGAGCGGAGUGGCGGCGGCGCCGCCAGCCUGUGGGCCUCGCUGCUCCUGGUGGCCGUGGCGCUGCGGCCGGCCGACGCCGUGUCCGAGCCAUCGACCGUGGCGUUCGACGUGCGCCCCGGCGGCGUCGUGCACUCCUUCUCCGAGAGCGUGGGCCCGGGGGACAGAUAUACCUGCAAGUUUACUUAUGCCUCUCAGGGCGGGACCAACGAGAGGUGGCAGAUGAGCCUGGGCACCAGCGAGGACCACCAGCACUUCACCUGCACCAUCUGGAGGCCUCAGGGCAAGUCCUACCUCUACUUCACGCAGUUCCAGGCCGAGGUGCAGGGCGCCGAGAUCGAGUACGCCAUGGCCUACUCUAAAGCUGCAUUUGAGAGUGGGAGCGACGUACCCCUGAAAAGUGAUGAAUUUGAAGUCGCCAAAACGACAGUGUCCCACAGGCCCGGGGCCUUCAAGGCCGAGCUGUCCAAGCUGGUGAUUGUGGCCAAGGCGACGCGGAGCGAGCUGUGACGGCCCGCGGGGCGAAGCGGGGGCCCAGGGGAAGCUGGGACCCGCGGUGUGACCCCUCGGUGCCGAGGGCGGUGCCAGGCCUAUCCUCAAGCAGCGAGACGCGCCCGCAGCUCCUGUGACCGCCCUGUCCAGAGGCCGGGCCGGGCCUCCCUGCGUGCAGGGACCGUCCCGCCUGGCCGCCCCCACCCGCGCCUCCCUUCUGCCAAGCCUGGAAGAUGUGGGCGCGCCCCGUGCUGGGGUGAAGCGGGGAGGGGGCGGAGCCGCAGCACAAAGGAGGGCACUGGCCCUGCACACGGCAACCUGGGUCCCAGCCCGGUACCCAUGGAGUUCCCGGAGCUCUGCCAGGAGAGACCCCUGGGCGUAGAGCCGGGCGCAAACCCUGAGCAUCGCCGGGUGUGGGCCCAAAAAUAAUAAAAAUAAAUAAUG
Messenger RNA from Sorex fumeus (smoky shrew), 990 nucleotides. RefSeq names its product myeloid derived growth factor (gene MYDGF). Gene Ontology annotation, biological process: positive regulation of endothelial cell proliferation; positive regulation of angiogenesis. The record is from RefSeq and is a predicted model, not a curated record. The coding region runs from base 40 to 564 and encodes 174 amino acids. The transcript has 6 exons. NCBI's taxonomy places the organism in Eukaryota, Metazoa, Chordata, Mammalia, Eulipotyphla, Soricidae.